CGGCCUUUCCCGCUUCGCCCAGACAUGUUCCCAGAUCGGUGACUAUUUCCAAGGCGCCAAUGGAAAGCUGGGCUCAAUCGCUUAUUGGUCGCAGGAAGUGUCACUCAACACUGUCAUGUGACACGAUAGGCCGUAGGAUCCACCCAGCUACCGAGGGAAAAUGCGUCAUCAUUCCAGUAUGAGCGCGGUGAUUGGCUAGCCGCUGCUGUUAGUGUAGAUUGGCUGGGGGUUAAAAUGCUGUCUAUGGGGUUCGGCUUAUGAGAGAAGACUGUUGCUUUUAUUGGCAUUCAUUUGAGGCUAACGGCUGGCACGGAGGGCGUUGCACCAUGUUGCUGUCACGGCUCCGGUUCCAGCAGCUUCGAGUAAGUCAUUUGUAACAUGGACACUGUAUGUACGUAAUUAAAAACGUUUCCUUAGCGCCGUGGGUUCAGGAGUGCACGUGCUCUCAGGCUCCACCCUCUUUAUUUGCAUACUGGGAGCAAGUGCUGCUGGGAUCAGUCCAAUGUUGGCGUUGCCAACGCUUUACAAAUGUUCUGAUUGUGAUUAUUGCUGUUUCUAUUUUGUAAAGCGUGUUUCAGCUGAAUAAUGUGAAAAACAAAGGAAAACUUUUUGUAUAAAAAAAAACCCCAAACCAAAGAAUUGUCACAGUGAGUGUACACAUUAUAUUGACUACGACACAUAUAUAGAGGUCGUUCGUAAAUGGGAGAUGUGCGGAAGGGAAGCUCAUUGCUGAGGUCACCUACUGAGCGCGUCACGUUAGUGAUGUCACUCCCAUAUAUAUAUAUAUAUAUACCUCAGGGAAGGUCUGAGAGAAGAGCCCAUUGUCGCCCUUACAGGGUGUCACCCGAUACUCAGGGUGAGUGAGUCCCCAGCAACCCCACGCUGGAGUGGACCGGCCCGUCACGUGGUGUGGGACCAUGCAGAAGACGCCUUGCAGCGUGGUUGGGGGGAGGCUGUGCCGCAGAUUGAGGCUCAUCCCUCGCCCCUCCCACGUCUCGCACGGCUGAUGCAGUCUCACAUUCCGGGUCUUGGAAGUGACUCACGGCUUGCAGUGUUAGUCCAAUGGCUGAGGCAAGGUAGCUGCACGGGAUGUGUGCGCACCCUGUAACCCAAUUCAGACUACUCUCCCGCCGCUCUUUUAUGAACUAAUUCAAUUUGUUUUAAGUUUACUUUUCUUACAUAGUUUCCACUAUGAUAUCAAUGUGCCCAGUAUUGAGAAUACUUCAAUCAAUCAUAGUUAGAAACACUUUAACUAGAAAAAUGGAAAUCGUGAUUUCAACAGUAUUGCAUUUACUCGGUAGGUUUGUUUAUAAUUCCACCACAGCGUACUUCCCUCCUGUCUGUGCCUCCGCUCUUGGGAAUACAAAUGUGUAUAAGUUACCAAUCAGACAAGGCUCAAAAUGUACCUAUCAGAGCACUCUUAUUGAUGCUAAUUCUGCAGCUGCUUAGUAGAUAGCAUAAUUCCCAUGGUAUUAGGGAGCUAUCUACUAAAAUUAUCUAAGUAAAAAGUUGCUUGGUAUUAGUGAACAUAGGCGUGUGCCUGGGCACACCCUAAUCCCCGCGGCACACCUAUGGAGUGAGACCGGCAGGGGAGAUCUCAGGAUCCCCCCGUCGGCUCAUGCAGAGCCGGCGCUAUCCAAGCGCCCGCUCUGCUCUAAGCCUCCCCUCACCAGCCCACAGGGAAUGAGGGAGGCAGGAGAGGACCCGGGGAGCUCUAGCCAGCAGCUCCGCCGGGUUCCUCUUGCAAGAUCUGAGUGUUGCCGCAGCAAUACUCAGAUCUCGCAAGAGUGAACUCUAGCCCCACAGGCUAGAGUUCACUCACCACUGGACCACCAGGGAAGGCAGAAAGGAUCCCCCCUCCCUACAAAAGGUAAGAAGGGAGGGGGUAUAUUUAUUAACUAAUCUGCCCCCAACUCCACCCCCACAAAUCACCCAAACAUACAGCGCACACACAAACCGCACCCUCACACACACAGCACACAAAUAGCACCUCACACACACAGCACACUAACAGUACCCUCACAAACAGCACCCUCACACAGCACACUAACAGGACCCUAACAAACACACACACAGCACACUACCAGUACCCACAUGCACACAGUACAUUAACAGUACAUAUAUAUAUAUAUAUAUAUAUAUAUAUAUAUAUAUAUUACACACGGCGUGUGCUUGUGCUUUAGGGUGCACACCCUAAUGCAACUGGCUGCACACGGCUAUGUUAGUUAAUAAGGGUGUCCUAGCACGAAUGAACAAUGUGGGAACAUUUCUUUGACUACAGGAAAUGGAGUGGACUUAAGCUCCUCCUUAGGUCAAAGCUGCUCAAGCGUAGGAAAAAUACAUACUACAAAGUAGUCCAUACUUUGUCUUAUGCUUUAAAGCGGCACUGUUAUCGAUUCCUCUUCUCUCCCUCUUUCCGAAUCUGUUCUUCAUUUUUUCCUGUCUGCUCUAGUUUUCUUUAAAACAUAAGACAAAGUAGGGACUAUUUGUCUUAUGGAGGUUUCCUACACCUGACCAGCUUUGACCAGCGGAGAAGCAAAGUGUGCUUCAUUUCCGGUGAUCAGAGCAAUUUUCCCACAAUUCUCACCUUUCCUCCAUAUUCCCCUGAAGCCUCCUUUCACUUUUCCCAAACUUGCUGUCAUUUAGAACAGUUUCUCCAUUCGUGUUAGGACGGAUUCAGGACUUUGUUCGUAUCGGAAUUUCAUUCGAAUGAAUGAAACUCUGAUCCUAUUCGUGCCACGGCUGCAUCUUGCAGCUGCUUAGUAGAUAACUACCUAAUUCCCACAGUAUCUACGGCGAGUAGGGACUUUACCGUGAGUAGGGGCAUGUAUAAUAAACAGCCAGUGGCUGCUCACUGUUAAAAAAACAACAACAAACCCUAGUAUCCUCCUUCCUGUGGGGGCUAUUAAACGAGAAUUGCAGGGGAAGGGGGACCUAUUGUCCUCCCCCCAAACCCCACCCCAGAGCAGUAAAUGAAAAUGUUACCCCCAACCCGCUAGGUGAAUAGGGGUCCCCAACCCCCUAGUCACCUCCCCACCCAAAUAAAAUUAAAUAUACCCCUACCUACCCCCCUUACCCUAAAAAUUGUGAGGGGGGGAACAAAAGAACUAAGUACCUGUAAAAUAAAUACAUAAACUUACCAUUUGAUGUCUUUUUUUUUUUUCUAAAAUCUUAAUUUUUCAUCCCCAAAAAAGGCCAACUAAAAAUCCAUAAUACCUGUCGAACGUUUUGUGUCAUUUAACCCCACUCCCUCUAGAAUGUAAGCUCGUUUGAGCAGGGCCCUCAAAGCAGUCUGUUGCUGUGCAUCCAGCUCAUCUUGUUAAAAAAUACUUGUGUUAGCCCACCCAUUGUACAAGACUGUGGAAUUAGAUGGUGCUUUAAAAAUAAUAGUAAUAAUUGCAUCGGUCAGAGUGAGCACCAACAAGGCAGCCGUCUCCGAUGCUCGUGGUCUCCGAUGCUCGUGCCCACAAAAAAGUGAAAUGAACAGAAAAUAUGUAAGACAUUAAUUCAGAGAGGCAGGACAGGGGACCAAAGGAACCCAAAAAUGAAAUAAGAAGAGAGUAUCAAAAUAGUGAAAAAUAAAGGGUCUGAAUAGACAGAUAACACACUGUACAGGGAGUGGAGAGCAAGGAAGUAGGUAAAACUAAGAAAUAUGGAGAAAUGGAAUAAUAGUACACCAUAAAAGAAAUGAACCGAAAACGUAUCUUGUGCACUAUCACAAAUUCCUAUGCAUAUUUAAAAAACUGGAGGUUUUAUUUAGUAUGAAUACAAUAGCCAUUAAAGUGUAAGCUCACCUGCCAAAUUAAGGCAAACCUCUUAGGUGAGUCCUACACUAACAAUUCACCUUGCUUCUUUGAGCAUAAAAAGCUAAAACCUCUAAUGAGAUAUAAAAGGGGUAAUUUUUUUUUUUUUUUAUAUAAACUCCAAUGCACUUAUUAAUACACAAAUAGUGUAGGCUGCAACACUGUAACAUAGCUGUGUAAUACAAACAUACAAAAUUAAGCCCUGCGAUCAACCUCCCAUUUCUCCUGGACGGCAGCAAUGACUAUAGUACUCAUCAGCCCCCAAAAAUAGAAUAAAAAAACAAAAAAAGUCACGUGCAUUUGCCUUGAUGUGGCAGGUAAGCUUGCACUUUUAUGGCCUUUGGAGUGAUACUAAAAGCCUUGAGAAAAGUCAAGUGAUGGUACUGAAAUGUUGAGAUAGAUAUAGAUCUAGAUCUCAAAUGAUGCAUUUGAGGAAGGGAUGCACUCUUUCACACACAUACUUGCUGCUGCUAACUGAAAUACUCUCUAUAACAUAUACAGGUACACUGGGAUUGUGUAUAAAAACUGUUGCGUUCACUUUCAUGUCCCAGUUUUGUGUGAAAGCGUCAUUCCAUAUGCACAAUGUCUUGGUUGCCCGGGUAUAUUGCCAUGCAUCCAGGCUUUUUUUAAGGGGUACAUGUCUAUCUGAACCGUAAUAGAAUCCUCAUGUUUUUUUUCUCCGAUGGAGACCGCUUAGUGUCCCCCCCCCUCCCCUUAUUAUUUGUAGGUGCCCAUGAGUGAGAGCUAGAGAGAACAGUGAGAUUUCUCAGAUUAAUCAAUUUGGACAAACUCCAUUUUUGUGGGUUAGGAAUUUAACCCCACUUUUGGGUCCUGACCAAGAAUCGGUACUAUACCUUCUUUUUAAUUUGUCACUAAUUCUUUUGUAUACUUCUUAAAACUUCCAUCUUAUUAUCAUUAGCUUUGCAUAGUGUUAUCAGCUACAUUUCUCAUGUUUCUACUGUUAUAGACUCUGAGCACACAGGCUCCUGGACUGUCACAGCUUGACAACUCAACAGGCUUUCUGUCUCAAGUGCCUUACCGGAAACAUCCUGGAAUCCUGCACUUAAAAUUAAUUCGUUUACCACAAAAGGCCCACAAUGCUGUUCAGGUUCUUCUGAAAGGUAAGUAACUGUGCUGGCGGCAGCUUCUAUAUUGUGUAGGUAUUUCGUUCAGUAGAAAUUCUAGGAAUAGAAUAGAAUUAAAAUAUUUAACAUUCAAUCUUACAAACAAAUCAGGGCUAUUCCAUACAGUAAACUAAAUUGUUGCAUUUUGUAAUUUUGCCGCAACAAAGUUAACUGUAUGCAACUAUAUCCAUGGGAUAUUGCUUAUAGGGUAAUACACCUGACGUUAACAAAUCGUAUUGUUUUCCACUGCAAAUUGACGCUGAAACUAUAUCUAAUUAUUUAAAGUGGCAUCAUCACCUCAACUAAGUUUCAUGACACAGUAAUAAGGGGUGUAUUAUCAGUCUGGUGUGAUUGCAUAUCAGGAAGGCCUGGGAAAGGCCUGAUGGCAUUUUGCAUGGGGCGAGCGCAUCUAAUAAUGCACUUGAACUUUGCUGUUUGGAUACAUUUUCCCUGUUGUUCCAUGAUGUGGGAAAAUUUGGACAUUCCCACCGAACCCUGGACAGAUGUGUUAUAUGGUAAAUGGAGAGUUCUGAGCAGAUGAUAUCACCAGCUAUCUUCAAGUUAUAAAUUAGAUCAUUUGGGUUUUGAAAAAUAAAGCGUAAAAUAAAAAUUAGUCUGACAUUAUAUAACGGGGGGAAAAAAAUAAGGUUGAAGAGUUUGUAGGUAGGUGAUUUUUGUUUCCUCUGGUCUGUUUGUUGUACAUCCAGCUAAUCACAAUGUUUAACAAAUGCAGUCCUGUUCUGAGCAAACCACAUGGAGAAUUAGCCCAAAUACUUUCAGACUGGGAUCUAUACAUUUGCUUAUACACUGACCUUAAAGGUACAGUCUAAGGACCAGAAAUCUCUUCUUAUUUUGGGACAAGGGGUUCUUCCCCUAUAGCCUUGCAGUUGAAAACAAUUCUGUUUCUGAAAAAAACUGCACUGUUUACAUUUUUAAGUUUCCACAAUUACUAGUGGUCAUCACACUCACAGAGGGCUUCUGACUGAAAAAGAUUCAUUAAUUAAAUAUUUUGGGCAAUGGAUUCAUUGAUUGUCUGUGAGAAGUAUGACUAGACAAUAGUUAUCAGGACGAUUGGAGACUGUUAUGGUACUGGAAUACAUGUAAGUUUUAUUUAAAUUUUAAUGUUUUUUUUAAUUUAUUUUUUUUCAUACUGCUGUGGGAUCAUUGCAGUUUAUAUUUUUAACCUUUCAUAGCUUUUAUAAUUAUGAUGUCAGAUUAUGAGUGUUAUUAUUUAUUUAUUUUUUUAAUUGAGGUCAUCUUGGAUUAGUGGGUAUGGGUGUCUUACCACAAUGGGCUCAAUUUAACAUUGUUGGAUAAGCUUUCCUAAUAAUUUAAUAGUCCAUAGCUAUUUGGUUGUUCUAAAUUAGUAGUUGUGACAGUACCACUUUAAAUUUGCUCUUUACUGCACUGUGUAUUUGGGAGGAGGAUAAGCUGUCCCUUUGACUAUCUUUUUUUUGUAGCCUGUUUAUCAUUUCCUCAAAUAAUGGCUUAUGUUUUCAGAACGCUCCAUCAGACAGCUGGAGGAUCGUGUAACAGCCCUGAAAAAUUACCUCUGGAGUCGGAAACGACCAGCUGAAGAAAGUGAUUUGAGAGCACAGGCUGCAGAGUUGGAGAGGAAAACCAAAACCUAUAUGGCAAGCAUUCCAGGUAUGUGUAUGACAAACAGCCAGGGCCAGAUUAAGAGCCCAGUGGGCCUGGUGCUGACAAUUAUGACGGGCCUAAUUACAGAAUCAUAUCGACCAAAAACAGCAGCUAUAAGAAAACACAUACCCUAGGCUAAUCUAUCACUAAUUUAUGUUUUCAUCUUUCAAGUAAAUCCAUAACCCCUAACAGCAGUGUCCAGUAAGCAGGAAGUCAAUGGGCACUGUAAAAGGGUGUGCCACUGACACAAAUCACGUAACCUGCCAAAAGGGGCGAACAUGCCCAAAAAGAGGAUAUGUCUGCCCAAAGAAUUAGAAGGCCAGCCUGGUAUGAAUGCAUGUCAGACUGCCUGCCAAUCAUGCAGCUGGCCAACUAAGGGCAUACUAUGCAGACAGCACCCUGAGCUUGGCAUAAAUGCAUCUAAUGAUGCGCUCGCUCAACGCUUUCUAAGGACUGUCCCCUAGCACUCGCUGGUCCACUUGUCUCCUUACCUUCUUACUAGCAGGCAGAAGCUCCUGGUAUAUAGUCUGGGACAGAGAAAAGCUGUAUGUAGUGAGUGUAGAAGAAAGGGAACAUGCCACAGUGCUAGAGAGUCCAAAGUCAGCAUUACCUUAAAGGAUCACUAUAGGGUCAGGAACACAAACAUGAAUUCAUGACCCUAUAGUGUUAACACCACCAUCUAGCCCCCCUGGGCCCCUCAUGCCUCCUUAAAUAUAGCAAAAUCUUACUGUAUUCAAGCCUGAAGCUGUAACUCUGCAUGCUGUUAGACUCAGAAAAACAAGCAGUCUGCUCACAUCAUUAGAAGUGGUGGCCUAAUCCAAUCACAGUGCUUCCCCAUAGGAUUGGCUGAGACUGACAAGGAGGCAGAUCAGGGGCAGAGCCAGCAUGAUUCAAACACAGCCCUGGCCAAUCAGCAUCUCCUCAUAGAGAUGAAUUGAAUCAAUGAAUCUCUAUGAGAAAAGUUCAGUGUCUGCAUGCAGAGGGAGGAGACACUGAAUGUUUGGAUGCAUUUUAGGCAGGCAUGACCCAGGAAGGAUCUCUAACAGCCACCUGAGGAGUGGUCAGUGAAGUUAUCACUAGGCUGUAAUGUAAACACUGCAUUUUCUCUGAAAAGACAGUGUUUACAGCAAAAAGCCUGAAGGUAAUGAUUCUACUCACCAGAACAAAUUCAAUAAGCUGUAGUUGUUCUGGUGACUAUAGUGUCCCUUUAACUAUAUUCAUUGUCAGCCAGUCCACACAAGUUUUGUUCCCAUACAUCCCACUUAAGUUUCCAUACUUAAGUAAGAGUAUGUGAAAAGUAGUUAGAGUUGCCACCUUUCUUGGAAAAACAUACCGGCCUUGCUAAUUUGCAUAAUUAAAUAUGUAUGGGUGACAUCACAUGAUGUAAAUCACAAGGAGUGACAUAAGAGAAAAUGCUGUAAAAUCACCAAAAACCUACUUAGUUUGAUUCUGCUGUAUAGAUGGAUUCCUCCCAGUGGCCCCAUGUCUCCCAGUGCCCCCAUGUGUCGAUUACUCCAGGUCUCAGUGUUCCUAUGUAUCAGUGUCUCAGUGCCCCAUGUCUCCCAGUGUCCCCUAGUGUCGUGUCCUCGGGUCUCCCAGUGAUCCUAUGUAUCACAGUGUCUCAGUGCCCCAUGUCUCCCUGUGUCCCCAUGUAUCCCAGGGUCCCCAUGUCACUAGGAAGACGGGAAGAUCUGGGGACACGGAGACACCAAUGACACUGGGAGACUAUGGGACUCUGGAUGGGACGCAUGGGGACACUGGGAAAAUAGGGGACACUUGAAGACAUGGGGGCACUGGGAGACAUGGGGACAAGGAGACACCAGGGCCACAGACACUAGGGACACUAGCUUGGAGACAUGGGGACAUUGAGGCACUGGGAGACAUGGAGGCACUAGGAGGCAUGGGAACAGUGAGACACCAGGGACACUGGCUGGGAGACAUGGGGACACUGGGAGACAUGGGGACACUGUGUCCUCAUGUGUUUGUCUCAUAAUGUCUCCCAAUGUCUCUUAGUGUCUCAGUGUCUGCCAUAAUGUCUCCCAGUGUCCUUUAGUGUCUCAGUGUCUGCCAUAAUGUCUCCCAAUGUCCCUUAGUGUCUCAGUGUCUGCCAUAAUGUCUCCCAAUGUCCCUUAGUGUCUCAGUGUCUGCCAUGUCUCCCAGUGUCCCUUAGUGUCUCAGUGUCUGCCAUAAUGUCUCCCAGUGCCCCUUAGUGUCUCAGUGUCUGCCAUAAUGUCUCCCAAUGUCCCUUAGUGUCUCAGUGUCUGCCAUAAUGUCUCACAGUGUCCCUUAGUGUCUCAGUGUCUGCCAUAAUGUCCCUUAGUGUCUCAGUGUCUGCCAUAAUGUCUCCCAAUGUCCCUUAGUGUCUCAGUGUCUCCCAGUGUCUCAAUGUCUGCCAUAAUGUCUCCCAGUGUCCCUUAGUGUCUCAGUGUCUGCCAUGUCUCCCAAUGUCCCUUAGUGUCUCAGUGUCUGCCAUAAUGUCUCCCAUGUCCCAGUGUCUGCCAUAAUGUCUCCCAAUGUCCCUUAGUGUCUCAGUGUCUGCCAUAAUGUCUCCCAGUGUCCCUUAGUGUCUCAGUGUCUGCCAUAAUGUCUCCCAAUGUCCCUUAGUGUCUCAGUGUCUGCCAUAAUGUCUCCCAAUGUCCCUUAGUGUCUCAGUGUCUGCCAUAAUGUCUCCCAAUGUCCCUUAGUGUCUCAGUAUAUGCCAUAAUGUCUCCCAGUAUCCCUUAGUGUCUCAGUGUCUGCCAUAAUGUCUCCCAGUGUCCCUUAGUGUCUCAGUGUCCCCAUGUCUCCUUGCAGCCUUUCCCCCCAUCCCUAACUUCCCUGAGCUGUAGGCUGUCUCUGCAGGGUGGGAGUUGCUGUCUGGACUCUCUGUAGCUGCACCCCUGCAGAUCAGGGAGUAUAGAUAGGCAGGAACUUCCUAUCCCUGCCUGUCUCCACACACAGUGACCCCUACUGGCCAGUGCUGGUAUUGCAGAGUAAUCUCUUGUUUAUACUGAGAAAAAUACCAGCAUUUGUAUUGCCAGUAUCACUGUAAUAUUGGCACCAGCCAGGCAGCCUCAAAUACUGCCUAUGCCAAUAAAAUAAAAGCCAGGUGGAAUCCCUAAGAGUAGUGUGUUUUUUUUUUUUUAAAUAAAUCAAUGGGCCUAUUCCAUGGGCCUGGGCCUGGGCCUGGAGCUGCAGCUCCAUCAGCCCCUAUGUUAAUCCGGCCCUGCAAACAGCGCAAAAUGUUCUGGUCAUUUCAUUACAUAGCAAAUUCUUUUAAUACAAUAGGUGACUGUAUUCACUUAAAGUGACACUAACAUCACCUAAAUAGUGAUGUCCCGAACGGUUCGCCGCGGACGGCGAACAUAUGCGGUAAACUUUGACCCUGUACCUCACAGUCAGCAGACACAUUCCAGCCAAUCAGCAGCAGACCCUCCCUCCAGGACCCUCCCACCUCCUGGACAGCUCACUAAGAAUGCAGCUUCACAAUGAAUGUAAAAUGGAUGCUGUCCAGGAGGUGGGAGGGUCUGGGAGGGAGGGUCUGCUGCUGAUUGGCUGGAAUGUGUCUGCUGACUGUGAGGUACAGGGUCGAAGUUUACCGCAUAUGUUCGCCGUCCGUGGCGAACCGUUCAGCGAACCGUUCGGGACAUCACUACACUUAAACAAUGAAGCAGUUUUGGUAUAGAUCAUGCUUUGCAGUCUCACUACUCAAUUCUUUGCCAUCUAUGAGUUAAAUAACAUUGUUUAUGCUCGCUGGUGACAACUUCCUGCAUGUGACUUACACAGCCUUCCUAAACACUUCCUGUAAAGAGUCAUCUAAUCUUUGCAAAUUCUGUGGCUAGGGCUGCAUGGCCAGAAACAAGUGAUUUGUCUCCUAAAUGUCAGAUAAUUGAGCAGUGAGAUUUUCAGAGGCAUGACCUAUACCAAAAAAAAAUAAAAAAUUGUUAGUUAUUUUAGUUACUAGUGUCCCUUUAAGAUCUAUUAUAUGGAGAAAUAAACCAGAGAUGUACAAUUUAUACGGUUUUAUACAUAUUUGAAUGAUAUGCUGGAGUAUUCACUUUCUAAAUAGAAGUUAAAUAAUACCAGAUAUUUAGUUAAUAAACCAGUCUUGUUUGUGCCUAUUCAAGUAAAUAACAAUCAUGAGUGAAGAUGUAAUACUAUCAUUUUUGCUUCUACUACAUUGUCAACCUUGCAGCGUUCUUCAAUUUACUAACGCUAGUCACCAACCUUUUCUGAGUUUGCAGCAAAAUGACAGUAAAUAAUAAUUACUUGUCUGGUUCUACUUGGUGAUCAAGAUCAACUCAAGAAACUAAUACACUUGCAGGAGAAAGUACCAUAAAAUGAUUGAUCCCUUGAAGCAUUUCACCAGUAUAUUUACAUAGGAGGCAGGUAUCAUAGUAUUUACCAUUUGAAUGUCUUUAACAGAGGAGGAUGUCUCUAUUCAGGAGGAGAAGGUACGGAAUAUUGUACUGAAAACGCUACGGAAGAAUACUUACCACUGGCAGCCUCUAAGGUAUGGAACUACCCAUGUCAUGUCCUUAUGCCAUGUGUCUAAUAAAUUGUGUGCAGAGAGAGAACUGGAGGCAUCUAGAUAGCUGUGAUCCACAGCAGUGCACUCUAGGCCACCAUUGUUAAAUGGGGUCACUGGGAGCACAAUGUUACUGUUCCCAUGGAGAGUAAAGUACUGGGCAUGCAACUACAUGUCCUGUUAUAUUUAUUGUUGCUUCACUGUUCUCUUUUAGUAAAGUUCUUAUUUUAAUUCAUUUUCAGGUUUGAUUGUGUGUACAUUAAAUCUAAAAGAUAGGAAAUUCUCAUAUCACACAUAUAUUCAUUUUCAUUUUGUGUUUGUCACAGUUACACUGAUGAACUUUGUCUGGUGUACUUAGCUGCCCGCUUUGAUGGAGGAUUUGCUGCUGUAACAAGAGCUCUACAAGAGGUGAGGCUAUCUACAUAUUGAACAAAUGAUUUAAUGAUUUUCUCAAACUACCCAGUUUUUUUAAACUACAUGAAAUAAGUAGCUUUGAUUAAACAUUUAUUAAUUGUUUAUAAAAGAAAUCAUUAAGAACAAUUAAAUAAUAUAUAGAACAUACCUAUUGUUCAUUUCUUAGGUCAGGAAACUUACAGCAUACAUGGGACUGUCAUUAUUUUAUACUCUGUCACAUGUGCGAGAUAUGGUCCGUGAACAUAAUUUGAGCUCUAGCUGACAAGAUGAUUGAGUAGAGUUUCAUAUAGUCUCUCUACAUUACAUUUAUCAAUAUAGUUUAUUCGCUAGGAGAUUUAUCCUGGAUUUUGACUGUAUUAAAUCUUCUUAUUCCCAAGAUUCGUCAGCGUGUUCCUGAUUUCAAUCCACAGACGCUUCUGGAUUUUGGUUCUGGUGUGGGAUCAGUAACAUGGUAAGUAGAGACCAUAGUUUUUCAUUCAGAUGUGACUGGCUCUAUACAAUGUACAGUUGGCAGGGUUUAAUCCUAAUGUAUAUACAGAAAAAGUAUAGGAUGUGCACUAGUUAUAUAGAUACUAUAGAGGGGCUUACAAUAAAGGAAUUUGUUAGAAUACAAUCUAUCUGACAUGGAGACAUGGCCAGUGCAAAGAUUGUUGGCAAAAAAUAAAGUGUUGCCAUAAUUUAAUUUUUCUUUCUCUUUUUUUUUUUUUUUUUCAACACAACUAUAGUUUUUACAUUCUGCCAAAAACCACGUGAAAAUUAUUGUAAAGCAGUAUUUGUCAUUUAAAUGCUGUCAGAUGGAUAGUGGUUAUUUUACAUUUAAAUAUCAAACAAGGUAGAUUGUGUCUCUAACAUUGAUGUUAAAGGAAUUCUUCAAGUUUUUAUGCAGAAAAUAAACUUUACAUGAAAACUGUUUCAUGCACAAAAUGCUUAGUGAUGGCAAUAGCAAAGCAUAACAGACCGUAAUUCAUAGGUUGUUUUUGUUUUUUAUAGUAAAUUGUUUUCAGUAACAUGGAAACUUAAGGUGCAUUGGCUUAGGUUAUGCUGCUAACAUAGUGGAUGUGGUGUAAAUCUUUUUGUCCCCAAUUAAAGGCCACAUAAAAAACCUGAUAAUACGAUAAAACUUUUUGAAAAUAAAAAGAAAUCUAGACACAUUACUGAUCAAGUCUUGUGAGAUGCAAAACCUGCCUCUCAGAGUAUUCUGGUUGGUUGACCUUUGUUAAAGCUCUCCUGCUUUGAAUGCUCAGUCUGUGCAGAGCACUUGAUGGUAAUUAUACCUUUUGUGGGGGGCGGGGAGGGGUUGGUUGGGUUGCAAUUUGGUUCUUUUUUUAUUUUAAGUUCUGUGUAUCUUUUUCUUAGGGACCCAUGGACCAAACUUUUUAUUUAUACAUACAUAUAGAUUUGUCUCUAGUAAAUUGAGCUGAUUGUUUAGGUACAAUUUAAUACUCUUUAAGCUAACUUGGGUGUACCUUUUUAAUAUUGUGAUUAACAUUUCUUUUUGCACCUUAUUUUCAGGGCAGCCCAUGCCAUAUGGGGAGACCGUAUUGGUGAAUACAUGUGUGUAGACAGCUCUGCAUCAAUGAACAAGCUCAGUGAGUUGGUAAUGAAAGGUAAAAGCUUUCACCAUUCUGACUUUAAUAAGUUUUUCAUGAGUCCUUACUUCUUACUUUUUGUCUCAAUUUCCAUAUCAUAGACUUUUAACCUAAUACUAUGGCUCUGUCGAUAACUUGACAUUGGAUUAUAAAAAGAGUCAGGGUGUGUUGAUUUUUUUUUCUGUUUCUCUAUGUUCCAAUGCAUUGGGUGUGUAAUUCUUUUAUUUCUUGGAAUGUCUAUGUGCAGGAGGAACAGAGACUGGAGAUAUGCAUGUCUCUGAAGUUUAUUUCCGCCAGUUUCUGCCUUUGUCUCCAAAGGUAAGCCAUUUUCUGAAAGUUACCCUCAUUGACUCUAAAUGUCACUCCUCAUUUUGCAAUUAAUUUUCUUGUGUAUUCUUCUGUUUACCACUUUUCACAUGUAAAUGCGUCCCUUUUUUAUAUCAUUGUGUAUAUAUAUCAUGUAAUUUGGAGAAAAUGGAUUUAAAUUUCGCACAUCUUAUAUCUUAUUGGGUGCUCAUUGGGUAUUUGUCUGAAAGAUUUCUGUGGUAGUAAAAAAGCAUAAUUCAUUAGAGAAGACAUUGUUAUAUGAAUAAAAACCUGUUUCAAAUAAAACCUUGAAAUUGUAUGUCAGUGUUGCGUACAUCUGAACACCCAAAGUGAAGGGAGUAGAGGAAAGGGAGAUCGCAUUCCUUCUAAAAUGGUCAUAACGAUUAGAAGCUCGUUAUGCAUAUUAUGUGGCUCUAUAAUUCUUGAGAUAUAUAUAUAACUCAUUAUUUUUAUUUUUCAAGGUGCAGUAUGAUCUUGUAGUCUCUGCAUUUUCUUUGAAUGAACUUUCCAGUAUGGCUGAGCGGCAGAAAACCAUUCAAACCUUAUGGAGGAAAACAGGGGCUUUCCUGGUAAAUUUAAUCUAAAUUAUUUGAUUCUCUUAUAGUUGACCCAUAACUAACAUAUUCUAUUAUAAGAAAAACAUGUUAUUACUUUAUAUUCGACUCCAUUACAAAUGUUGUUUUCUAACCCAAAGUGUUUUCUAUCUGUUCAUUAUCUUUUCUGAGGUGUUGGUGGAAAAUGGUACAAAGGAAGGACAUCAGCUUCUCAUGGAGGCUCGGGAAACAGUGUUACAUGUAAGUCAUAAGUAGUUAACUUUCCUACUUUUAAUAUUUGAAAUUUAUUAGGCGAUUACAAGAGUCAGCAUUAAGGCUCAUUCCAGGGUGGAUUUUAUAUUUUUUAAUAUUUUUUACACUUUCAUUACAACAAAGGAUUACUCCAAGCACAAUGACCACUUCUGUGAUUUAAAAAGGUCUGUAUGUGCAGCAGGAUGUUAUGUAACACUGUACAUACUUAUGUUAGCUACUCUGCUGUGGCAGGUGUAACUACACCUCCGACAGUGUCAAGCUCUUUUUCUUGGGUGUGUUGGGCCUAGUGUAUUUUCUCUUUUAAAAUAAUGGGGAGAGAGCAUACCCGAGAUAUCGGGCUUCUACUUUCACAAUCAGGUAGGCCCAAAAUGGCCGACCUGAUGCUGAACUCACCUCAUGGCUCCACACCAGUCUCAGAGGAUGAAGCAGGGGAAAAAGCAGAGCACCGGCUACAGCCUCGAGGCAGUAAAGCUCUGUUUAAACGGCAACCUGAACCUCAGUGGGCUACUUAAUCUGAAAUCAUCACGGUGACCACCUACCUCAAAACCUUCUUCUCCUCUGAAAUGGUUGUGCUAAAAGCAGACCUGAACACGCUGUUUGUCAGACUCAAUGCCACUGAGGACAGUAUCCAGAGCCUAGGCGCCCAGCAAAACACCACUGCACACCAGCUCCAAGAGGUCUCUAACGCAUAAACCGUGCUCAGUGUUAAGGUGGUACAGCUUGAAGACUUUACACAACAAUGCAAUCUGAAAAUCAGGGGAAUCCCUGACAUAAUCGACGCAGGUGAGCUGCCACAGUAUAUCAGGUGGCUACUGUCCGCCACACUACCAUCCAAGCAGACCAAGAACGUACUGCUGGAGGUAAUUUACCACUUGCCAGGGAACUCCAACAACAAAACCUCGGUUCCCAGAGAUGUUAUAAUGAGUUUCAGGUCACGGUCUGGCAAAAAGGCUUUCCUGGCCACAACAAAAGGCCAAUCACCAUUUUUGUUCGAACAAUAUGAACUUAGGUUUUUCCAAGACCUCAGUAGAUCGAUGCUGGAAUGGCGGGCAUCCAUUAAAGAGGUGAAAGCCCAAUUGUGAAAAGCAGGGAUCCCAUAUAUAUGGGGCUCACCAAGGGUGCUCACGGUGGGAAAAGGAUGGGCAACGCUUCAAGAUAAAUUAUGUGUCACAGGCGGACUCUUUCCUAAAGUCUUUAGGACUUACAAUUGCCCCUGUCUCAAAGAGCAGCAAAUCUGCUCCUAGCUGGGACGUGAAUAAUGUGGCAAUCUUUACACCUGCUGGUUGCACGGCUCUGAGAUGAGGCAACAACAGGGACAUACAUGUACCCAUUUACCUGUGUUAUUUACAUCAUUGUUUUAUUCGUUCUUAGUUGAAGUAAUUUUUAUCUUUUUAUUUUAAUUGCUCCGCUGCUUAGUUACUUAAAUGCCCUUCAGUGGUCACCUCACCCAACUACCCUGAGCUUAUUAGCCUUAAUAUGUGUGGCUAUUACAUCAACUUAUCCACCAUUCUCCCCCAGGCUCUAAGGUUAUGGAGCUUAAUAACACGACCAGUAAGUUAGGUCAUCUAACUAUCGACUCUCUAUCCUGUACCGUACCUAACUUAUGUCAGUUAAGCUUUAAAUGCAAAUACUUAAUGUGAUUACCUUUAUAUGUGACAACUGUAUUGCAUUGUCAUGUUUUCUUGUACUCCAAACAACACAAAACACCAAACAAACAAAAUGAUACCAGAUACUAGGUCUCAGGCAUGAUUCUGAAGCCCCCUGGUGGAUCACAUGGUAGAGAACCCAACUGGGAUGCUGAAACUGUUAGUUCAAACCCAGCCAGGUCUCUUAAAGAGGAGGCCAUGCCUUGCUGUCUGCAGGGCUCUGGGUGCACCGUGACCGUUGAAUUUGCAAUAAGUGUAUCUUUUAGAUUUGCUGAAUUUACCACGUGAUUUGCUUUUGUGAAUUUUUUUUUUUUUGGUCUGUGCAGGUACAAGACAAACAGAUCUGGGACCAUCGUCCACCACAUAUGUUUGCUCCGGUGAGGAUUAUUUGUCUGUCUUUGUGUGUGCAUAUGCGUGAGCAUUGUAUGUUUGAUUGGCAUUAUGUUUGGCCAGUCUCUUUACUUAAGGAGUCAAUUAUUCAGCUUAAAUAAAAUAGCACAUUUAGAGACGUUCAAAUAUGUACUUAUAAUAAGUCUAAAUAUUACAGCAUUGCCGAGGGUUGCCAUCAGGUUAUUUUAAUCUGAAUGUUUCCUUAUCAGUAACUUUAAACUCUCUGUCCAUUCACUUUAGCUAAAAGAGAAGUUUACAGCAUUGAUUUCAGAAAUGUAUUUUUUUACUACUUAAUUUUUACCUUAUGACAUUUCCUUGUUCUGUUUUCAACCGAUGCACCCACUCUAUGGGAUGUUUGUUUUUGUUUUUUUCCAUCUCCGCUAUUUUGGCAUUACUUCUGAAAUUUACUUUAAAUUCUUUGGAGUUCAUUUUGCGCAUGCACCUAAAUAUAACUUUUGGAGGGUUAACGUAGUUGAAUAUGUCAACCUAGCUAAAAGAAAAUGAGGAGAUGCUUAUUGGCCUCCUUGACAAGCUCAGCCAAUCAAAUUAUUUCCUAUGGAAAAGCAUUGUGAUUGGCUGAGAUCACCACUUCUGAUAAUGUCAGCCAAGCAGGAAGAUGAGGGGCAGAGCCAGCAGCAGACUGGAAUAAAAGUAAAAUUUUACUAUAUUUGGGGGCAAAUGGGGGGGCUAGAUGGUGUUAACAUUAUAGGUCAGGAAUACAGGUUAGUGUUCAUUUAAUAAUGUUGAAAUAUAUGGGAAAAACUCAAGAAUAUUGAACAUAAGGUCCCUCAGAAAGGUGUUUAAAAAUGCUGUAAUGUAAGAAUUCUUUGAAAACUAUAAACACUAAUAGGUUAUUUUUAACACUUAACAAAAUGAGUGUCUGAAACUGAAUCAAAUCAAUAUUUGGUUUGACCACCCGUUGCUUUCAAAAUUGCAUCAGUUAUUCUACAUACACAUGCACAAAGACCAGGGAGUUUGUAGGCAUAUUGUCAGGUGCGUGAAUAAACAAUUACACCGAACGGGUCAAUUUUCCAGUCACAUAAUGCACCAUUUCUGUUAAAGCGGCACUGUCAUGGCCGAAUCCCGUGUAGUUUUUUUUUUUUUUUUUUUUUACCCCCCUCCCGACUCCACUACAUCUAAUUGAGGGGCAUCUAGCCCCCCCAUUUGCCAAUUUAGGUCUUUCAGCCUUUUGGUCGAAAACUCCCUAAUUCCCAUGGGAUUAGGGAGCAAUCUACUAAGCGGCUGCAAGAUGCAGCUGCGGCAAUGAAUAGGAUCGGAGUUUCAUUUAUUCGAAUGAAAUUCCGAUACGAACAAAGUCCCAAAUUGUGUUCUAACAUGAAUGGAGAAACUGUUAGAACGCAAUUCGGCAGUUUUGCCGGCGUCCUGUCUAAGUGACAGGAAGCAUUGCGGGAACAGGGAGGAAAGGUAAUGAUUGUGGGAAAAUUGCUGUGAUCACCGCAAACGAAGCACACUUUGCUCCUCCGCUGGUCACUGUGUAGGAAACCUCCAUAAAAGAAAUAGUCCCUACUUUUUCUUAAUUUUUAAAGAAAACUAGAGCAGACAGGAAGAAAUUAACAGAUUCUGAGAGAGGGAGAGAAGAGGAAUCGAUUGGGGAAAGGUAAGUUCGGCAUGACAGUGCCGCUUUAAUCAACAAAGUUUUAAUCUUUUAAAUUUUUAUUUUAUUUUUUUAUUUUUUUUUAUAAGCAUUGGCCUAGUAAGCAUAAUCAUAAUUAGUCUUGUACAUUCCCCUUUUUAAGAGAAUAUUUUCUGUAGUUAUUUGUUUUUGUUACAAGUAUAGAAAAUGUUCAUUUUAUUUUUUAGCUUUAAGUUGACACACAAUUUUUAAAUUGUCAAUAAUCCUUAUUUUAAGUUACUGUUUUGUAGUGCCCGCAUGAACUGGCAUGCCCCAAACUUGCUCAAAAACUUCAAGUGCCAUGUAACUUUACACAGCUUUACCAACCACUGCAUCUCAGCUUGGUAAGUUUAUUUCAGUCGAGCUGGCUAGCUCAGUAGUAAAAUGUACAAAAAAUCUAAACCUAACAAUUUAUCUGUAAUAUUGCAUGUCCAGAUGCCCCAAAUCUUUCAUUCCUUUCUUCCUCCUCUUUAUGACAGAAUUCUCAACAACAAUGCGAAAAGUUUUCAUUCCUUAUAUUGUCCCGUAAUUUUGUUGGAGAAGCUGAUGCUCACUGGCCGCGUGUGAUUAGCCCUGUACUGCGCAGGCCACGCCACGUGCAUUGUCAUAUGUGCUGUGCUGAUGGUCAAAUUUACCAUGAUGUCAUCACUGCUCGACGGCAUGGAAGGUAUAUUUCAAGCAUUGUAUAGAACGGUUACUUGUAAAAUACAAACUCUACUUGCUGCCAACAUACUAAAAUAUAUAUAUAUAUAUAUAUAUAUAUAUAUAUAUAUAUAUAAUUUUUUUUUUUAGAUCAUCCUGCAAUUACCCUUACUCUUGUGUUGAUAUUCUUAUUAUAUGAUGUGAAAGUCACAAAAGAACUACAUUGUAUCAUUUUAUGCAUUGUUAUUACACUAAUAAUUAACUUUGGUAAUAUGCAUAACACAUGUAAGGGACAAUACAAAUAAUUGUCAAACCAAAUAUAUAUAAUAAAGUGUAUUUUUUUCACUCGAGGACUAAACAUAUGGUUAAAUAAGCCCAGUACUUAACCCUACAUGAAUAUGUACAAAAUUGCAAAAUCUAUAAAUAAAUAAAGGGUAGCAUUCCUGGGAUCAAUUAAAACUUUAACCUUUAACAAUUAAGUUUCUAUAAAACUUUUUUUCAAAUACAUUUUUGAGUUGUAGUAGAGAGCUGUCACUAGUAUUAUUAUGCGUCCAUUGUAGUUGCAGCAUAUUUAGAUCAUUGGCUUAGAUUUGUUUUUAACCCCAUCAACAUCCAUAGAGAGUAUAAACCAUUUUAUUUUCAUAUAUUAUGCUGCAUGAAAGCUAAUCCAUAAAGACUUCCUUACCCUCAUUUAUACUCUUGUUAUGAAUAGCAGCCUGUAAAGGAACACAUUUAUCUGCUAGAAGCUGCUUGUCACUAAUAUAAUGCCUGUAAACGGUAAAGAAAGUUUCAAUGGUCAUAUUAUUCCUACAGUCAAGGGAGUCAUGAAUGGACAAUUUCCCCCUUUGCAUUACAUUAGCAGUCUAAAGAUUGCUAAAGCAGUUUUAAAUACCUUUAUUUAAAGAAAUAUAUGAUUUAUCUGUAUUUACUGUCUGCUCAAAUGUAGACAUUCUUUGUACAUUCUGUUGCUAUAUUUAUUAUUUUUGCUUUUAUAAUAACAAUUCAAACCUUAUAAAAAUAAAAUGCAAUAUAAAGGGCACUGUAUACAUAAAUAUUUGGGAAAUUAAUAGCUUUAAAGGAUGAACAAAGAAGUAACAUAUGGGGUGUCCUCAUUGAGGAUGUUUUUCCAGGACCCUUCAGGCCCACUGGGGCCAAUCAAUCGAAGUGGCACCAGGCUCCCAGCUGCAUGAAAUGUCCAGUAAACUCCUGGAAGACUGCCACUGGAGACUGUCUUAAUACUGCAAUGUAAACAUUGCAGUUUCUCUAAAACUGCAAUGAUUUACAUUGCAGGACUUAGGGAAAUAGGGGCACUGUACCCAGACCACUUCAAUGAGCUGAAAAGGUCUGGGUACCUACAAGUUUGUAAAUGCAUAAGCAUGCAUUUAUUCCUGUUUCCAUUUUAUUUUAUUGAAUAUGAUUUGACUCUUUUAUGUUUAACCCCUUAAGACUGCAGGGUGUUCUAUGCCGUCCCUAUUUUGGUGGCUCUAAACGCCGCAGGGCGGCAUAGAACGCCCUGUUAUCUUAUGUACUUAACCGGUCGCCGGCGAUCAUGGUAUGGGGACUCACCUGGGAGCCCAGGGAGUCCCCCUCUGUCCUCUUUGGCCCCCCUGGGCCAUGUGAUCGCGAAGUCCUUGCAAGGCAUUGCCAGCAGGGGGAGUGCCUGUAAUGACAGGUACUCCCCCUGCUGACUGGAAAUAAAAUUAAAUAAAGUUUAAAACAGUGUAAAAUUAAAUAAAAUAUAUAUAUAUAUAUAAUGUGAUCUAAGUAUACAUGUACAUAAAUACACUGUCUAAGUGUAUUUUAAUAUUAAUAUAUACAUAAUUAUAUAUUAAUAUCAAAAUACACGUACAAUGAUAUUGAUUAAAUAUAUAUAAUUUUCAUUAUAUAUAUAUUUAUAAUCUAAAAAAAUGUAAAUACGUUAACAUUUUUAAAAAAAUAAUUAAAUUUAUACAUGUGAAGUUUCUGUAUUUUAAAAUUAAAAAAAAAAAUGUAGAACGAAAUAAUCCAUAUGUGUGUGUGUGUGUGUGUGUGUGUGUGUGUGUGUGUGUGUGUAUGUAUGUAUAUAUAUAUAUAUAUAUAUAUAUAUAUUAUCUCCAUCCAUCUUGGAUUUGAUUUGCAAGCUGACUGAAACAUUGAUUUUUUUUUUUUAAUUUUUUUAUUUUGAGCUAACAAAAGCUAAGUUUUAUUCAUUCGACUUGGAAGUCCCUGGAGUGCUAUCUUGUACUUUUGGCUGUAUCUGUUUGCUGAUGAGCACCGGGCAAGUACAUCAAGGAAGGUGGAGUGCAUUAAUAUAAACAAUAUGACAAUAUGAUAUAAUAGGCAUAACAGAAACAUGGUGGGAUGAGACACAUGACUGGGCAGUUAAUUUAAAUGGGUACACGUUAUUUAGAAAGGAUAGGAAAAACAAGAAGGGUGGUGGGGUAUGUUUAUAUGUCAACCAUGAGUUAAAGUCAAAUCUUAGGCAUGUGGAGUGUGACGAGGAAAAGGUGGAGGCUUUAUGGGUAGAUAUCUGCUUGGGGCAAACAAAGGGAAAUCAAUUAUUGGUUGGGAUAUGUUAUAAACCACCUAAUGUAAAUAUUAAUGAGGAAGAACAGCUGUUAGAGAAAAUUGAGAAAGCUGCAAAUCGAGGUAACACGUUAAUUAUUGGAGAUUUUAAUUAUCCAGACAUAAAUUGGGAAAGAGGGACUAGUACUUCAGCAAGGGGAAUCAGGUUUUUGAAUGUGUUAAAUGACACCUUUAUGUCACAACUGGUACAAGCACCAACUAGAAAGGAUGCUUGUCUGGAUCUUGUCAUAACAAACAAUGUUGAUCUUUUAACCAACAUUCAAGUAGGGGAGCAUUUGGGGAAUAGUGAUCACAAUAUGGUAAAUUUUUUAAAUAAACUCAAAAAAGCAAAAGCAGGUGGGGUAUACUAAAACAUAUAAUUUAAAAAAAGCCAAUUUCAAUAAGAUUAGGGCAGCUUUACAACAUAUCGACUGGCAUAAACUCCUUAGUGAUAAAAACACUGAGGAUAAAUGGAAACUAUUCAAAGAUAUAUUAGAAAGGUACAUCUCUCAGUAUGUACCAUUGGGUAAUAAAUAUAAAAGAAACAAAUUAAAACCAAUGUGGCUUAGUAGAGAAGUAAAACAAGAGAUUAAAAAUAAGAAAAGGGCAUUUAAAUCAGACAAAUCAAAGGCAUCCUAUUUAAGAUAUAAGGAAGCCAAUAACACUUGCAAAAAGGCAAUUAAAGUGGCUAAACUAGAAAAUGAGAAAUUGAUAGCUAAAGAAUGCAAAACCAACCCCAAAAAUUUUUUCAAGUACAUCAAUUCUAAAAAAACAAAAAAUGAAAGUGUAGGUACACUUGAAACAGAGUUGGGUUUAUUAGCUAAUGAAGACCAGGAAAAAGCAGAAUUUUAAAUAACUAUUUUUCUUCAGUAUAUAUUAAUGAGGAUCCUAUGGCAAGAGAUAUGCAAAUGUUUGCUGCAAAAAACUUGCAAAUAACUUGUGAUUGGAUAACUCGAGACAAGGUGCUACAGCUAUUAAAGAAAAUUAAUGUAAAUAAAGCUCCGGGGCCUGACGGUAUUCACCCACGAGUACUUAAGGAGCUAAGUGGGGAAAUAAGUGAACCUCUGUAUUUAAUUUUUCAAGAUUCUUUUGUUUCAGGUGUUGUACCGGAGGAUUGGAGGAAGGCAGAUGUUGUUCCUAUAUUUAAAAAGGGUUCAAAAUCCUUGCCUGGAAAUUAUAGACCUGUGAGCUUAACUUCUGUAACUGGGAAAAUAUUUGAAGGGCUAUUAAGGGAUAAUAUUCAGGAAUUCAUUGGGAAGAACUUUGUUAUUAGCAAUAAUCAGCAUGGUUUUAUGAAACAUAGGUCAUGUCAAACUAACCUAAUUGCAUUCUACGAAGAAGUAAGUAGAAGUAUAGAUCAGGGUGUUGCCGUGGAUGUGAUCUACUUGGACUUUGCCAAGGCAUUUGAUAUGGUUCCUCACAAUAGGUUAGUCUUCAAACUAAAAGAAAUUGGUCUACAUAAAUAUUCCUGUUCUUGGGUAGAACAUUGGCUUAAGGACAGAGUACAACGAGUUGUAAUUAAUGGUAAAUUUUCAGGCUGGACAAAAGUGGUAAGUGGUGUCCCUCAGGGUUCUGUUUUGGGACCACUUCUAUUUAACAUAUUUAUAAAUGAUCUUGAAAUAGGCAUUGAAAGCCAUGUAUCAGUGUUUGCAGAUGACACAAAACUUUGUAAAGUAAUAAAAUGUGAGCAGGAUAUUGCUUUGCUGCAGAGAGAUUUGGAUAGAUUGGGGGACUGGGCACUAAAAUGGCAGAUGAAAUUUAAUAUAGAGAAAUGCAAAGUUAUGCACUUCGGGGUUAAGAAUGCACAAGCAACUUACACACUAAAUGGUAGUGAAUUAGGGAUAACCACACACGAGAAGGAUUUGGGAAUUGUUAUAGACAACAAAUUAGGCAGCAAUAUGCAAUGUCAAUCUGCAGUUGCUAAGGCCAGUAAGAUUUUGUCAUGUAUAAAUAGGGGCAUAAAUUCUCGGGAUGAAAAUAUAAUUUUGCCUCUUUAUAAAUCGCUGGUAAGACCACACCUUGAAUAUGCUGUGCAAUUUUGGGCGCCUGUUCUAAAGAAGGAUAUCAUGGCUCUGGAGAGGGUCCAGAGACGAGCUACAAAAUUGAUAAAAGGAAUGGAGCAUUUUAGUUAUGAAGAAAGGUUAAAAAAAUUAAAUCUGUUUAGUUUGGAAAAACGGCGCUUGAGAGGGGAUAUGAUAACUUUAUACAAAUAUAUUCGGGGCCAGUACAAACCUUUAUCUGGAAAUCUAUUCAUAAACAGGAUUAUACAUAGGACACGAGGUCACACAUUUAGGCUGGAAGAAAGGAGAUUUCAUCUAAGGCAAAGAAAAGGUUUUUUUACAGUAAGAACAAUAAUGAUAUGGAAUUCUCUGCCUGAAGAGGUGGUUUUGUCAGAGUCCAUACAGAUGUUUAAACUGAAAUUGGAUAAAUACUUACAAAAACAUAACAUACAGGGAUAUAAUUUCUAGUUAGUGGGGUAACAGCUGCUUGAUCCAAGGAGACAUCUGACUGCUAUUUUGGGGUCAAGAAGGAAUUUUUUUCCUAGUUUGUGGCAAAAUUGGAAGUGCUUCAGACCAGGUUUUUUUCCUUCUUUUGGAUCAACAGCAACAACAUUUGUGAGGAAGGCUGAACUUGAUGGACGCAAGUCUCUUUUCAGCUAUGUAACUAUUUAUGUCAUAUAUAUAUAUAUAUAUAUAUAUAUAUAUAUAUAUAUUUCUGUAAUAAUUUUACAUAAUUAGGUCAUUUUAUUAAUUACAAUUUGCAGGACCUGCCUGACAACCCAGGCCGAAAGUUCAGGGAAUUUAAUUUGCUAGCACUAUAUUUAACCCUGUAACUUUCCAAGACACCAUAAAACCUGUAUAUAGGGUGUACUGUUUUACUCGGAAGACUUCGCUGAACACAAAUAUUAGUGUUUCAAAACAGUAAAAUGUAUUACAAUGAUAAUAUUGUUAGUGAAAGUGACAUUUUUUGCAUUUUUCACACACAAAUGGCACUUACACUGACAAUAUAAUUGUUGUGGUACGUUUUACUGUUUUGAAACUCAAAUAUUUGUGUUCAGUGAAGUCUCCCGAGUAUAACAGUACCCCUCAUGUACAGGUAUUAUGGUGUUUUCAAAAGUUACAGAGUCAAAUAUAAGGCUUGCGUUUCAAUUUUUUCACAAAAAAGACUGGACAUACCCCAUUUGCAGUACCUUCUACCUACCUGUCUACUUUUGCAAAUAGUAUGCCAUCAUGGGGGUAAUUCUUAUUCCUGGGCUACCAUAUGAUCUCAAAGGCAACGUAACCAAUCUGGCGAAUUUCAAUGUGAAAAAAACUGGAAAAUGUAUCACGCUAUAUUUGACCCUGUAACUUCCCAAAACACCAUAAAACCUGUACAUAGGAGGUACUGUUUACACGUGAGACAUCGCUAAAUACAAAUAUGUAUUUUAUUGCAGUAAAAGCAAAACAGUAUUUUGACAUUCACAGUUAAAAUGUCACGUAGAACUAAGAAAAUGUAAAAAUAAUCGUAUUUUUUUACAUUUUACAUUUUAUUCAUAUUAACUUAUGUUCCAUACCUAAAUAUGUGAUGUUAAAUAAAAGCCCUGUUUCCCCUGAAUAAAAUGAUAUAUAAUAAGUGUGGGUGCAUUUAAUAUGAAAGGUGAAUUACGGUUGGACAGACAUAUAGCGCAAAUGCCAGGCUUUGCUUACGUUUUGUUUUGAUCACAACUUGUACAUAUGGCUGCGGUCUUAAGGAGUUAAGCUAUACAUAACCAUUUGAGUAUAACUUUGCAUCACCCAGUAUCCCUCUGAUCCUGAUACCAUAUCCAAAAGCUCUGCAGAUGUGUGGUGAGGAGGGAAAGAGGGAAGAAAAAACUAUGGUAUAGGCAUUUAUGCACAGCUGAGUAAUGCACAGUUUGAAUUGUACUUUCUGUAUGAUACAGAAAGCUUUAUUUUUCAAUUUAAAAAAAUAAUAAAAACUAACAUGAAUUUUUUUUUUUUUUUGUCUUCUCAGGGACCUUUAUCGCUGUGCUAGAAAUAGUGAAUGGGGAGACCGCCUUCCAGCAUUGGUACCCUUUAGAAACUCUGACUCUGAGGAAAUUGCAAGUGGUGGGAAAAGCACUGCCACAUAACAUCUUGAAAACAGGGAGACUGAUUCAAAUCUGACAAUGGAUCCUGUCUAUUUGAUCAAGUAUUGUGAUGUUGCUCUUGACAUACAUAACAUUAGGCCCCUCUAAUGCCUGAUUGGAUGUAAAUAUUUGCAUAUACCCAGCUCAACAUUGGACUAAAUAAGUUUUUCUCCAUGGCUACAUUUCCAGGAUGACCAGGAAAUUUCUGUGGUUGUGAACUAACAUUAAUUUUGUUUUUCUGAGGUGUUACAUAAGCUCGUUUUAUGAAAUUGUUAUGAUUGCCUAAUAUAUCUCCUGAUGUCUGCACAAUCAUUGCUAGGCAGUUUCAGGUUUCCUUACAGCCCAUCCCAUACAAGUAUAAUUAAUUGACUCCUCUUUUCUGUUCUUAUCCUGUAACCAUAGUGUAUUGACUGUUCCCAUGUUAACAACUGCUGGGUUCUCUACAUACUUUAGUUUUGCAUGUGGUAAUUAGGGGUUACCUAAGCCCCAGCCUUUAAUCUAACCACAUCAACGUCACACCUCUGUUUGCUUAAUAUAAUUUUAAUAUUGACUAGUGGUGACGUUCUAGAAUGAGUUUGCAAUUUCUCCUAGCAGUGGCUAGUAGAGGCAGAUGUUGAAGCCAUGUUGCAAAGGUGGUGUAGUAUAGUGGCAAAGUGCUUGGUUUACCAUUACUGGCAACAUCUACUCUCUCUCAGGGGGUUUAGCUUCCAACUGCAGUAUGGAAAUACGCAGAUAUUUAAAACAAAUAUCAAGAUCAGAUCCAACAUACCCUAAGUUACCGCAAGCUUUGGUGCAGACAAGAUGUGUUUAGAAAUAUCCAAGCAUUACAGUUUCUGUCCAUUCACAGGGAAUGCAAGAACUGGAACAAAUUGUUGGCAAAGGAAUACCAGUAAACUGGAAUCAGUAUCAAGAAGUCUUUCCAAGUAAGAUAGUCAAAUCUUUAAGCCAACUUUGUCUGAUGUGGGAACAUCUGGACCAAACCAGACUCCUAACCAUCUUAGGGUGAGGGAGAUUAGAUAGGCAAUUUUUAAAACUGGGUGACAAGGCUUUGGACCCCUAACCACUCGGGACACAAUGUCACAAUGUUGCGGGGAUGAUGGUGGACGCCAUUAUCAUUAUUAGCCCUCACCCACCACCAAAGGCAGAGGGGGGCAACUGGUUCCUCCCACCCCCCACACCUCCCAUUAUAAUAUUAAACCUCCUCGCACCUGCCACUAGUGGGUGGGGGCUGAGGUGGAUAAUAUAAUAGUCGCCUCACACUAUAAUAUAUUAAUAUAGGGGAUACAUCUUUAAGCACACCAUGCUCCCCGCCAGCCUGCAAUCUUGAAGACCAGCUGUGUCCAAAAGGUAGAGCCCCAGAUUUUGUAGAACUACAACUCCCAUGAUGCUUAGCAUACCUUUAGAAUGACAAAACAUCAUGGAAGCUGUAGUUUUAAAACCUCUGGGGAUCCACCUUUUGGCACCCCUGUUCUAGACCAUGCAGAGACGCUGCUGAAACACUCUGCACAGUCCUAGUGCACAGCGCAAGGAUGUCUAAUGAUGUACUGUGCUGUCCAAGGGACAGCUCCCUAAUGUCUCGUCUCGAAAUAGGACACCAGGGAACUAAAUCUGGACCCUAAAUAUAGGGACUGAUACAUCAAAAGCAAUACAGCUGGGUGGACCAGAGUACUGUAUCCACUCUCACCUCCAGCUCUGCUAUUUUUUCACCUUGUUUGGUGGCUCUCACCAUUGCUGCCCUGUUGUGUAUUUGUACCCCACCUCAUCUAGACUGUAAGCUUGUUUGAGCAGGGUCCUUGUCUACCUAUUGUUCCUGUGUCACUGUGUAAUUGUCUCAUUUAUUGUAAAUUCCCCCUUCCAUAUUAUUGUAAAGCGCUGCAGAAUUAGUUGGCGCUAUAUAAAUACCAAUAAUAAUGUGUAGAAUAUACAAAACACAACGAGGGAACCGGCUGAUUGUCUAAAUAAAGAUAAAUAAAAAAGAAGUAUAGUGUAAUACAGUUUUACAAUAUUAACAGGACCUCUAUUUGUAUUUAUUUUAUAUUUUUAUACAAUUAAAGCCGCUUUUUUCAUACCUUCACCCGGAGUCCUGCAUUUUGAGUGGAAGUGUCCAGGGGAUUCCCCCAGCCCCCCAUAUCAUCAGGGGUGGCACCAUAUAUGCCUGAGCUGUCCAAUAUCCUGUGAGUGCAUUUCAUAUUGCGCAGUGUUAAUAUUGUAAAACUGUAUUACACUAUACUUUUUUUUAUUUAUCUUUAUUUAGACAAUCAGCCGGUUCCCUCGUUGUGUUUUGUAUAUUCUUGUGUUCAAGUUGAUUGCUAGCUGGGAGCGAUCUGAGGGAGGCUGCAUUCACUUACCACUGAUAAGUAUCCUUGUAUAUAAGUGUGUGUAUAAGGUGCAUUUCUUUUGUUUUUUUUUGGUCAAUAAUAAUGUGUGUGUGUGUGUGUGUAUAUAUAUAUAUCUCUAUAUAUAUAUAUAUAUAUCUAUAUAUAUCUAUAUAUAUAGAUAUAUAUAUAUAUAUAUAUCACUCCUUGGAAAAACGUUUUGGCCCUCCUGGAAAAAAAAAAAAAAGUUGCCACCUGGAUUUAACUAUGCAAAUAGGUAAGAGCCUCCUAUUGUAUGGUUACUGCAUGGGCGAUUUAUCUUUCAGCUGGCAACAAGUUAUUUAACCCCACCUGAUGCAAUGAGUAGCUUCUCAUUUCUUAAACAACCCUGUCGAUGGACACAUCCCGUGGUCGUGGAAAAAAUGUUAGUCUGUUUUGAGAAGGGUCAAAUCAUUAGCAUGCAUCAAGCAGAAAAAACCUCUAAGCAGAUUGCAGAAACGACUAAAAUUGGGUUAUGAACUGUCCAACGCAUUAUUAGAAACUGGGAGGAGAGUGGGGAACUAAUAGCCUUCUAGGAAGAAAUGUGAUCGGAAAAAAAUCCUGAUUGAUUUCGAUCGGCGAUCACUUAAACGUUUGGUGAAAUCAAAUCAUUGAAAAAUAGCAGUAGGACUGUUAGUCAUUGUUUAAUAGUGAAAGUAAGAGCCUUUCCACAUGCACAGUGUGAAGGAAAUUCAAGGGAUUGGGACUGAACAGCUGUGUAGCCUUAAGAAAACCACUAAUCAUUGAGGCAAAUCAGGAAAAAAUGCUUCAAUUUGCCAGGGAGCAUAAAGAUUGGACUCUGGAGCAAUGGAAGAAGGUCAUGUGGUCUGAUAAAUCCAGAUUUACCCUGUUCCAGAGUGAUGGGCGCAUCAGUGUUAGAAGAGUGGCAGAUAAAGUGAUACACCCAUCGUGCCUAGUGUACAAGCCUGUGGGGGCAGUGCUAUGAUCUGUGGUUGCUGCAGUUGGUCAGGUCUAGGUUCCGCAACAUUAUGUGCCCAAAGAUUGAGGUCAGCUGACUACCUGAAUAUACUGAAUGACCAGGUUAUUCCAUCAGAGCAUUUUCCAAGAUGACAAUGCCAGGAUUCAUCGGGCUCAAAUUGUGCAAGAGUGGUUCAGGGAGCAUGAGACAUCAUUUUCACACAUGGAUUGGCCACCACAGAGUGCUGGAGAAGGCUUUGCACAGUGGUCCGACUCUCCCAUCAUCAAUACAAGAUCUUGGUGAAAAAUUAAUGCAACACUGGGCAGAAAUAAAUCUUGUGACAUUGCAGAAGCUCAUCUAAACAAUGCAACAGUGAAUGCGUACUGUAAUCAAAGCUAAAGGUGGUCCAAGUAAAUAUUAGAAUGUGUGCCUUUUUUUUUUUUUUUGGCAACUUUUUUUAGGGCUAGGCAGUGUAUGUCUAUGUAUAUGCUGGUGGUCUUCUUUUUUAUAUGUCCAAAAUAUUUUUUUUUUACAGUUUAUCAGUUAUUCAAUUUUUUCAUAGACCAUUCAGAAAUAUUAGAUAGGUUUGCAUGACUCGAGUAUAGAGAAAAAUUUUUACAGUUGUGAAAAUACAUGCCUUUUAUCUGAACUCACGUGCUUAUCCAAACUAGUGAUCUGAUAAGUCUGUCUCUUGCACUUACAUAUAUAUGAAUAUUAGAGGCAGGUCCCAAUUAUUCAACAAGUGUCAAAAGAUUUCUUUUCACUCAGUUGAUGAGAAUGUCAGCUCAAAUAUUUAUUGAACCUGUCACAUUCAAAGCUUGCUAGUUUUUGUAUAUAAAAUGUAAAGUAUGUUUAAGGCUGGAUAAACAGUACCAAAGAGUGUUAAUGUAUCAUGACUCUCAUUACAGUUGACUCUUAAAGCUGCAUGUGGAACAUAGUUGAGGUCUGUCCACUAAGCAGUUUCACCAAAUGUCAUGUCAAAAUGGUUGAAUUUAGGGGAUGGCCAUGCAGGACAGACUCAUCCCGAGUAAGCUCUAGCACCAAAAUUUAUAAAAUUCAUGGAUACUGCUGUUCAUACCUUCCAUUGAUGAUUAUAAUUGUCUCCACGGUGCUCCUGGAUUAAGGGGAGAUGACCCUAAUGCCGUCGAGCCAGCUCUCCGGGUGUCCACGCUGACGGAGAGCUGGCUCGACGGCAUGGUGUGCCUGGAGGAGUGGAGAAGCGGCCGUUCUCCGCUCCUGAUCCGCCACACUGUUUAGUGCCCUGUUCUGGUGAUCCCGGUCUACUCCCUGGAGGUUCCCUUACCAAAUGGAGGGCGCGUGGCACUAUAGCAACAAGUUAUCCUCACUCAAGAUGGCAGACUCCGCGUGCUCCUCCCAUCCCUGCAGACAAUGUCUUGCAGCACUGCUAUAGUUGAAUGAACCUUUCAAGUCCCUUUACACAGUGGAGGUCUGGUUGUGAUCCGUGGCAUGGUUAGAGACGCAUCUUAGAACACACCGGAGAGCUGAGUGGAGAGUGAGAAACCUCACAUGAUGCAACAAGCCACAAAAAACACUGUGGACUUUUGGCUGUGAUCAGUGAUAAGCUGCUGCUUUGCUCUUCCAUCACUGCACUAAUUCAUCCAUUUCUUGCCUACAAGGAGGCCCUCCUGAGGGUUUUAUUCUCUGACAAAGCUAUCCGAGAUGCUUUUCAGUUACUUUCUAUUACAUAUUUAGAAUUUCCUCUCAGUGCACAUGUCCUGCUCAUCUAUCUGUUUCUUGUUCUUAAGCCUAGUACAGUGGUAAUCUUGUAUUUAGUUUAAGAAAUAAAAAAAGGUGUUGUUUCCUAUAUAUCCAUUGUUUGCUAGAAGUUAAAUUUUAUUUUAUUACUAGACAAUGUCUGAUAGGGUAUUCUUGUUAAUGCACAGCACAGCAAAAUGAAAUAAUUGAAAAAAAUGGUUACAUUACAAAAAUAUUUGAGUUUAAGGUUUGUUGCUGGCAUGAUUGUGUUGGCCUAGAUAUAUCAGCUUGGUUGCCCUCACCCACAGUUUACUUUUUAUGAAAUAGAUCCUUCUGUUAAGAUGGCUUACUUUGAGUUGCUGGCGGGUAGACAUUCAGAUGUUGAAUUAAAAUAUCAUUGUGUAGCCCAUUUUUCACCACUCUGUGGCACCUCAAAGGUGUCUGAGCCUCUGCUUAGAUGCGUUGGUGCCUGCUUACAAUAUUUUUAGAGAACUUAAGUUGUCAGCACAUGGUCCCUUUGCUCAAAAGCUUUGUUUCUUGAGAAUGAGCUUAUUUCAGUUUAAUAAAAACAGACACAUAUAUAAGGCACAACUCAAUAAUUUUUUUAUAAAAAGGAAAUAAUUUUUUUAGUGCAGAUUUCACUAUUUAUAAAACUCAAGCAGUUUGCA
This is a messenger RNA of Pelobates cultripes (western spadefoot toad), 30828 nucleotides long. The record is from the annotation of a GenBank genome assembly. Lineage: Eukaryota; Metazoa; Chordata; Amphibia; Anura; Pelobatidae.